Molecule: messenger RNA, 1635 nt
Organism: Rhopilema esculentum
Lineage: Eukaryota; Metazoa; Cnidaria; Scyphozoa; Rhizostomeae; Rhizostomatidae
Source: RefSeq, a predicted model, not a curated record
AUGGCUCCAGUCUACAAUGAGAAGAGUUUGCAGAGAUUGCGUUAUUUGCAUGAUCAGAUCGAAACACGCUUUCGCGCAAUGGAGGCUCUAGGUGUAAGCAAAGAGACCUACUCAAGUGUUGUUGUUCCUGUUCUAAUGGGGAAACUUCCAGAGUCCGUGAGAAUCAAUAUGAUUCGAUUUGGAAAGAACCAUAUGGACUGGAACUUGGACGACAUGUUGGAAGCUUUUCAGAAGGAGCUAGAGGUUCUGGAGGGACAUUUUCCCAUCAUGCAGCGAGCCCAGCAAGGAGACAGAAGACAAGAGCAGCAUUCCAACAGGCCAAGACAGCAGGAUAGACCUCCAACGGCCUCUUCCUUGCUUACUACAAGAGAUGCUAAGAUGAAGUGUGCAUUCUGCAAAGAAAGUCACGCAUCCGAGAAGUGUGAAAAGGUGAAGGAUCCGGACGAGCGUAAGACAAUUUUAAUUAAGAAUGCUAGGUGUUUUAGUUGCUUAAAACCAGGCCAUAGAUCUUUUAAAUGUCGUCUUAAGGUAGAUUGUAGUAAUUGUAAGGGAAAUCAUCACUGCGCCAUUUGUCCUAAUCUUGCCCGAAGUAAGGAAGCGCAGCCUAAGCCUAAUGCACCUAAGCUUGACCCCACCGCAUCGGCUUGGGUAGGUAGCACUGGCUCUGAAGUGAAUGUGGCCCUGCAGACAGCCUUAGCUCUGGUGAUUGGCAAGGAUAGAGUGAGAGUUUUAUUUGAUACAGGAAGCCAUAAAUCUUUCAUCACAGCUAAGGCUGUUGGCAGACUCAGAUUAAGGCCUGUGAGGAGUGAACAGCUAGGAAUAAAGGCGUUUGGGAGUAAGGAGGCACAUGUUGCUUUGCGAGAUGUAGUGCAAAUUUCGCUAAGUCUAUGCAAUGGAGGAGAGAGUGUAAUAAUAGAAGCUUUUGUAGUUAAGGAUAUCGCUGAUAUUCCUAAUGUUCAUAUAGAGGUAGUUAAAAAGAAAUUUGCACACUUAACAAAGUUGUCAUUCUCAGAUCUUUGCAAAUCCAAAGACAGCUUGGAAGUUGAUUGCCUAAUUGGAUCGGACUGGCUAUGGCAAUUCCAAUUGGGGGAAACGAUACGAGGGGGGCCAUACGAACGUGUGGCGGUCAAGACCAGCUUGGGCUGGGUUUUAUCAGGACCGGUUAAAGGUGAGCAACUUGAUUCUAUUGGCUGUAAUGUGAAUUUUUGUAUUGAUUCUAUACCUCCUUUAGUUGCAGGUGAAAAACAUGAUUUAGAUAAUCAGAUACAAAGGCUUUGGGACCUUGAUAGCAUUGGAAUCCGAGAAAAAGAUAAGGUGCAUGAAAAUGUACUUGAUGAUAUUGCGUUUGUGGGUAACAGAUAUUCUGUUGGGCUUCCCUGGAAAUCUGGACACAAGCCCCUAGCUUCAAAUUAUAAUGUUAGCUUGCAUCGUUUGAAGUGUCUUGUCAGGAAACUAGAGCAGAACCAAAAAAUUUAUAAACAGUAUAAUGACAUUAUUUCCCAGCAGGCUGCAGAGGGAGUAAUAGAGAAGGUCACAGAUCUUGAACCUGUAGGUAAGGUACACUAUCUCCCUCACAGAGCGGUAGUGAGAGAGAAUGUAGAAACCACCAAGGUUAGGGUGCGAUGCUUCUAUUAA